This is a messenger RNA of Aspergillus fumigatus Af293, 3912 nucleotides long. Its product is annotated as ion-transporting P-type ATPase SPF1. The transcript has 3 exons. Gene Ontology annotation, cellular component: endoplasmic reticulum membrane. Gene Ontology annotation, biological process: intracellular calcium ion homeostasis. NCBI's taxonomy places the organism in Eukaryota, Fungi, Ascomycota, Eurotiomycetes, Eurotiales, Aspergillaceae. The record is from RefSeq and is a predicted model, not a curated record. Gene Ontology annotation, molecular function: ATP binding; ATP hydrolysis activity; P-type ion transporter activity. Bases 1 to 3912 code for a protein of 1303 amino acids.
AUGCUUAGGGCGAAACUCGUGGACGAUCCCCAAAUCAAAUAUGCGUCAUUGCAUAACCCUCUCCCUACUCAACUUCAUGCCUAUGUGUGGCCUUUCCUGAUCAUCUGGCCUGCCUUCUUCGCCGUCUACCUCUCCCCUGAGCGCUACGAUACAUACAUUCAAGGGCAAGAAUGGACAUUCGUCUGGUCUGGAUCGAUCAUCACGGCGCAGUCCCUCCUUUGGUUGAUGACAAAAUGGAACAUCAACAUCCAAACCCUGUUCACCGCGACCAAGGCCCGAUCCCUCGACUCUGCGCAGCUCAUUAAAGUGAUACCGGUUGCCAACGCUGGCUCUGCUGAGAUUUGCCCUUUGCAUUGCGACACAAUGGGUGGAAAGAAGACAUUCUCGUUUCUCUUCCAGAAGCGCCGCUUUCUAUACUACCCGGAGCGUCAAUGUUUCGCGCCCUUGUCGUACGUCCUUGACGCGGAGCCCAAGCCCCCCGUCAAGGUCUUUCAGCAAGCCCAGGGCUUAACCUCCAAGGAAGAAAUCGAUCGCAUCCAGCAUCACUAUGGAGACAACACGUUUGAUAUUCCCGUUCCGACAUUCAUGGAGCUAUUCAAGGAGCAUGCUGUGGCGCCCUUCUUUGUUUUCCAGGUCUUCUGCGUUGGCUUGUGGAUGCUGGACGAAUACUGGUACUAUUCUUUGUUCACCCUGUUCAUGCUGGUCGUGUUCGAAAGCACCGUUGUGUGGCAACGUCAGAGAACCCUCAACGAGUUCCGUGGCAUGAACAUCAAGCCUUACGAUGUUUGGGUGUAUCGCCAAAAGAAGUGGCAAGAGUUGACAAGUGACAAGCUUCUGCCUGGAGAUCUGAUGUCCGUUAAUCGCACCAAGGAGGAUAGUGGCGUUGCUUGUGACAUUCUCUUGAUUGAAGGUAGUGCUAUUGUCAAUGAGGCCAUGCUGUCGGGCGAGAGCACACCCCUCCUGAAGGAGUCGAUCCAGCUUAGACCCGGUGACGACUUGAUUGACCCGGACGGUUUGGACAAGAACGCCUUUGUUCACGGAGGUACCAAGGUAUUGCAAAUCACCCAUCACAAUUCGAACGGAGAAGAUGGGUCGGAGAAGGCGCGGAAACUUUCAUCCGGGGUUCCUCUUCCUCCGGACAAUGGCGCUGUUGGUGUGGUUGUGAAGACUGGUUUCGAGACCAGCCAGGGAAGCCUUGUUCGUACCAUGAUUUAUUCCACCGAGCGCGUCUCCGCCAACAACGUUGAAGCCCUGCUGUUCAUUCUUUUCCUCCUCAUAUUCGCCAUUGCUGCUGCAUGGUAUGUGUGGCAGGAGGGUGUAGCGAAGGAUCGCAAAAGAUCGAAGCUGCUUCUUGAUUGCGUCCUUAUCGUCACUAGCGUCGUUCCUCCCGAACUGCCUAUGGAACUCAGUCUUGCCGUCAACACGAGUCUGGCUGCACUGAGCAAGUUUGCAAUUUUCUGCACCGAGCCUUUCCGUAUCCCCUUUGCCGGACGUGUGGAUGUCGCUUGUUUUGACAAGACUGGCACAUUGACUGGCGAGGACCUGGUUGUCGACGGUAUUGCUGGUCUCACCCUGGGCCACGAGGGUGCCGAUGUUGGAAAGGACGGCGCUCACACGGAACUUGCCAAGUCUGCUAAUGUCCCACUCGACACGACCCUAGUUCUUGCGAGCGCUCACGCUCUGGUAAAAUUGGACGAAGGCGAAGUCGUUGGUGAUCCCAUGGAGAAGGCGACAUUGCAGUGGCUCGGCUGGACUCUGGGCCGGAACGACACUCUCAUGAGCAAGGCUGCUGCGCUCGCAGGCCCCCGCACAGUUGAAUCUGUGCAGAUCAAGAGACGGUUCCAGUUCUCAUCUGCCCUCAAGCGUCAAAGCACAAUUGCUACAGUGGUAACGGCCGACCGUAAGACGUCCAAGAAGACCAAGGCUACCUUCGUCGGUGUCAAGGGUGCUCCUGAAACUAUCAGAACCAUGUUGGUCAACACGCCACCGCACUAUGAAGAGACCUUCAAGUACUUUACUCGGAAUGGUGCUCGAGUUCUUGCCCUCGCAUACAAGUAUCUCUCUGAGGAAUCCGAGUUGUCCCAGGGACGUAUUAACGGUUAUAUUCGUGAAGAAAUCGAAGCUGACCUGAUUUUUGCCGGCUUCCUUGUCCUUCAAUGUCCUUUGAAGGAAGACGCUAUCAAGGCGGUGCGCAUGCUUAAUGAAAGCAGCCACCGUGUGGUCAUGAUUACCGGCGACAAUCCCUUGACAGCCGUUCAUGUCGCGCGCAAAGUUGAGAUUGUGGACCGUGACGUCCUUAUCUUGGACGCUCCUGAGGACGACAUGUCCGGCACAAGACUGGUGUGGAGAUCCAUCGAUGACAAGUUCAACCGCGACGUGGAUCCAACUCAGGACUUGGACCCUGAGAUUAUCGAAACAAAGGACAUCUGUAUCACCGGUUACGCUUUGGCUAAAUUCAAGGGUCAGAAGGCUUUUUCAACCCUUCUGCGUCACACCUGGGUUUAUGCUCGCGUGUCCCCCAAGCAGAAGGAAGAUAUUCUUGUCGGACUCAAGGAUGCUGGUUACACCACUCUGAUGUGCGGUGACGGAACCAACGACGUCGGGGCUUUGAAGCAGGCCCACGUUGGUGUUGCACUGCUGAACGGAUCGCCCGAGGAUCUUGCGAAAAUCGCAGAACACUACCGCACGACAAAGAUGAAGGAAAUCUAUGAGAAGCAGGUGUCCAUGAUGCAACGUUUCAAUCAGCCACCCCCGCCUGUUCCUGUCCAGAUUGCGCACCUUUACCCCCCGGGACCACGCAACCCGCACUAUCAGAAGGCUAUGGAAAGGGAGGCUCAACGCAAGGGUGCCGCCACGCUGGCCACGGCAGGAAACCAGACAGAGCAUAUCCCCACUAUCACCUCGCCUGGCGCGCAGGCUCUGCAGCAAUCCAAUGCCAACCUGACUCCUCAGCAACAGCGACAGCAGCAAGCUUCUAUUGCAGCUGCCGGCUUCGCUGACAAGCUUACAUCUUCCAUGUUGGAGCAGGAAUUAGAUGACAGCGAGCCCCCUACAAUCAAGCUGGGAGACGCUUCGGUUGCUGCGCCGUUCACCAGCAAGCUAGCUAAUGUUAUCGCGAUCCCCAACAUCCUGCGUCAAGGUCGUUGUACCCUGGUGGCGACAAUUCAGAUGUACAAGAUCCUUGCCCUGAACUGCCUGAUCAGCGCCUACAGUUUGAGUGUCAUCUACCUUGACGGUAUCAAGUUUGGUGAUGGUCAGGUCACCAUCAGCGGCAUGCUCAUGAGUGUCUGCUUCCUUUCAAUUUCCCGAGCCAAGUCCGUGGAGGGUUUGUCCAAGGAGCGGCCCCAGCCGAACAUUUUCAAUGUGUACAUCAUUGGCUCCGUUCUCGGCCAGUUCGCCAUCCAUAUCGCUACUCUGAUCUACCUGUCGAACUAUGUCUAUUCCAUUGAACCGAGAAAAUCCGACAUCGAUUUGGAGGGCGAAUUCGAGCCAUCGCUUCUCAACAGCGCCAUCUACCUCCUGCAGCUCAUCCAGCAGAUCUCCACUUUCUCCAUCAACUAUCAAGGCCGACCCUUCCGAGAGUCGAUCCGCGAGAACAAGGCGAUGUACUGGGGCUUGGUUGCCGCAUCUGGCGUUGCCUUCUCAUGUGCCACUGAGUUCAUUCCGGAAUUGAAUGAGAAGAUGCGCCUUGUUCCAUUCAGCACUGAGUUUAAAGUCACACUAACUGUGUUGAUGAUCAUUGACUACGCCGGUUGCUGGAUCAUCGAAAACGUUUUGAAGAAUCUGUUCAGUGACUUCCGGCCCAAGGACAUCGCGGUUCGCCGGCCCGAUCAACUGCAGCGCGAGAUGGAGCGCAAGAAACAAGAGGAGUUGGAGACUCAGGCAGAGAAGGAACGACAGAGGAAGGUCUAA